Messenger RNA from Porites lobata, 23067 nucleotides. NCBI's taxonomy places the organism in Eukaryota, Metazoa, Cnidaria, Anthozoa, Scleractinia, Poritidae. The record is from the annotation of a GenBank genome assembly.
AUGACCAUCAUUUUUAUAUGGGAAUCAGGCAUACAAACAAUUACUAAAAAAUUACAUCGAUUCGAGAUUCAUUCUGCCUUGAAACUUUCGCACACCGGCUUUAUUAGGCUGUCACCUCGCAUCCUCGCGUCUUCGCGACGCUGUUCGUUGGCAAUAACUUCUUUCUCCUUACAGUGGACUCCCGAUAACUCGAACCUUCAAGGGAAAUCGGGAAACGUUCGAGUUAUCGGGAGCUCGAAGAAAAUAGCCGGGAGUAAGGAAAGGAACAGUUUUUACGGCACAGUAACCAUUUUAAUCACGUUUACUUGUAGAAAUGUCAAGUGAAAAUUAAAAGAUUCUUCAUGAUUAUAAAUCAGAAUUUAACGUAACAAAUAGCCUAAUUAGAGAAUGCGUUGUACUGUUUUGAGAAGUAAAGCUGUUUCUCGUAAGAUUUGUGACAAACAACACCAGCCUCCACUAGUAAACUAUAAUAUGCCUACAACACGUCAAUGGGAAAUUCAAAAUUCAAUAUUUCGGACGCCAGUUUUCCCCGACUUUUUAAGGUUUUAAGGGAUCAAAACAUGGUUCGAGUUAUCGAGGGUAAAAUUACAUAGAAAUGAUCUGAGGGGAAACAAAAACUCCUUCGAGUUAGCGGGAGAUUCGAGUUUCCGAGGGUAAAAUUACAGUAAAUGUAUGACGAAAAUCCAGGGGGAAUCGAUUUUGGUUCAAGAUAGCGCGAGGUUCGAGUUAUCGGGAGUCAACUGUAUUCCUUCCUGGGCGUGAGUAGCGCGACUGACUUCGGGAAGGCAGUAGCUGACUACAUUUGAAACACGCUCCAAGCCGUGGAAUGCCUAAGUGUAAGAUCGCGAGGAAAUACGAGUUGAACCAAAAUUAGGGGAAAUCAGUUUUUUUUACCUAAUUUACUACCGUACAUAAACACCUAAGGUUCAUUUCGUUUCUAGUAGCUUCUAGUCUCGACUCCUUUGACAGUAUCUGAUCACAAGUAUCGAUCAUACAAUCAAUACAAUUGAGCUAAUUGUCAGCGAAGUUUCUUUGUAAUUAUAAAUCAUUAAAAAUUUCACUGUUAAUAUUAUAACUGGGGAACUAUAUUUUUACAAAUUCAUGCUUGAUUCAGACGUUUAUGACUUACAUGGAUUUUUUUAAGAUGGAGGAACUGGAUAUCAGUUUCGGUUAAUGGUCAAUAGAGUAGGGUCCUAUAUUAUGACAAAGCUCAAGAUUUCAAUUGAAUUUUUCAAAUUGAAAGAACAGUCUUGUAGGGAUCAAAACUUACCUUUUCGAAAAUUUCAGCCAGAAAAAAGGCUCCCGAAAAUUCUAGGUGACCUUUUUAGGGUAAAAAUCCGUUAAAAAUAUGCAAUUAUACCAUUUUUUAGAUGUUCGAAAAUCCUAGGAGAGACGAGCAAGCAAGAAAUUUUACAACAAAUGUUUAGAAAAUUCUAGAUCUCAAAUCGUCUUCCGAACAGAUAUUCUUCCGAAGAUUGUCGUUGGGUGCCCCUGAAAGAGGUCCACACUUUAGUAUCAAAGAUAGAAGCAGACAUCCUGUAGGCAAGAGAAAUAUUUCCGCCAAGACAGUUUCAUUUUUCUAGUACGUAGUCGAAAGGUGCUAUUUAUUAUGCAACGUAUUGCCUACAGUGUAUGUUACUAGAAUGCAAAUUUUACAUCAGUACUUCAAAGUAAACAAGUAACACGCUCAAUUUUCAAACAAACAGACCAUGACAAUGAUUUCCGCAUCCGAUUUUUUGAGUAAAUGUUUUAGUAAAAUGCGAAAACUUCGUACAAAGCCGGGCUCAACUACCUCGCGACUCAUUCAUGUUAUGCCUUGUAUCCGUGACUAUCUUAGAAGAUGACAUUUUCAAAACUCACUAAAGAGGAAGACUGAACACAGCAUCGCGUUUUGAAUUUUUUUUAGACGGCUUUAAGUGAAGAACUGGCCAUGUUUACAUUGAGAAUACUAUAGACCCAUGCACUAAAGCACUCGUGACAGGCAGUGACGACAAUUUAUUACACAAGUAUACUGGCUGGUUUAAAGUUUAAGAAAGGGUCCUGUUUGAAAUUGUUAGUAUCGUUUUUAAGUUACUUGAACUUGUGUUUCGCGCUAACAGAAAACAAAGUUGCCGUAACUGAGGAUUGAAUGCGUAGAAGAGCACAUUUCACUGGCGUCAGAAAAAGAAAACACAUAAAUUAUUGAAUAAUCCAAAUAUACUAUGUACAAUCCAGUUCAGGCGUAGUCGUAAAACUUGGAAUUCUCUCAGAAUUGCAUUCUUCAUUAUAUAAUAAAGCUUCUAUAACACAGAAAUCGAACAAAGGAAACAAAAAUUCCCUCAUCACCUUCCCCACCCGUUACCCCACCUUUGCUUCUCACCGCCCCACCCUCCCUUCCCUAGCCCAAUUACUCUUCUGGAACCUCUCUCUUUUUUUAUUUAUACAUGCAAAGAAAACAAAGUGGAAAUUUCUCUACACUGGAAUCGCGAUUUUUCAAACCACCCUGCAUGGGAAAGCAAAUUUGUUCCAGUUAUCGGCAUUUUGAGGAACGGUGGUAAACAGUGUUUGGCUGGUGAAGGGAAGCUAGGUUUGCUUCAAAAUAUGGGGAAUUUCAAGACACCGAGAGUUCGAGAAUCGUGAUUCUAUUGUACUUUACCGAUCGCUCUGAACAACAGUAAAGCAAGAUGGCUUGAAAGAAUCCUUGUUUCGCUCAACAAGAAGUUGCAUAAUAGGUUCAUUCCUCUCAGCUCACGGUUGGCCCAUAAAUUGUCUCCUAGAAGACGAAACCUUGAUAAAUGGAUUUCUGGAGGGUAUGUAUUCAAUAGUUUUAUCAUGUUAAAACUUGGACGGAAGGCUAAAAUGUCAGUCGUUUUCUAGUUUUACUACAAAUUUCUCAAUGCAAUCGCAUAGAAACCAGGAGCACCUGUCGACAGUUUUCUGUGAAUUAUCUGUUCGGAGAAACAAAUAUUGCCCAGAAUUUUCUAUUACUUGAGGACGGCUGACACUUUCUAGAUGACCGUUCCAUUCAUAUAUAAUUUUCGAAACUUAUCUAAUAUAUUCCCUACGAUUUUCUAAAGUUUAAUGUUCACAUUUCACUUCCAAAGUUAUGCCAUUUUUCGUGGAGAAAAGGAAACCUAAAAUUUUCGGAUUCAAAAAUUCAAAGGGGAGCCUGAGAAAUCAGAAAACGUCUCACUUUCGUAAUACGUCAAACUGCAUCUAAGAUUUUCGGGAAAUUAAUACUUAAUCCCCUGUAAUUUCGAAAAUACGCAAGUUCCCCUAGGGUGACCGAACAGAUUCAAAUUUAAUAGCGCCACUCAGAAUGCAUUUCUAGACAUCUAAAAGUACUCUGGAUUGCCUAAAAAGUGUUAUCAAUGUAGGAGGAAACCGUCCAUUGGGUGCCCGUGAGAAACCGCAUUCGCAUCAGUUGCUGAUUCCUUUCAAUAUCAUUUCGAUUUGACACUCUCAAUUUUAAAUUUCGGAAUACAAAAAUGUACAAUUUCAUAGCACAUAUCAAUCAAGAAGUUGAUCAUGUGUCCAAGCAAAAAAAAAAAUAGAAAUAAAACACUGAAAAGUGUCAUUAAAAACUGAACUAUUAAAUAUAACCCAGUUUCCAAAACUCGACGUAUGGCGACAAAGAAUCUCUCUGAUCGGGACUAGAAAUUAAAGUGAUCGAUCGAUACAAAAAGAGCCAGGCGUCAUAAAAUCUAUACAUUUUCGCAGUCUUUUUCCCUCAGUUAGUUUACUCAAACCAUCAUCCCAAUACAUAUGCGUUAUUAACCAAGAAGAGGUACGCAAGCAAGUAAGACGAAAAAUAAACGGGUCAGAAUCUAAAGAAAUAUUAAAAGAAAAAUCGUCCAGAAAAUAAGACCAGCAAACAUAUAUCAUCGAGCUCAAAAAAUCUUCAGUAGAUGGGUUGUUAAAGAGAGAUUUCGGUUACGUGUGACUUAUGAAGCAGAUCUUGAGUGAGAGCGAACGUGUAAUAAGAUUUAGAAGUCUUAGAAGUUCCACGACUUUCGCACCUUUCAUUUCGUUUUCACAUAGUCGGUAUGAAAAGUGUUUUCACCCAUUAAUUUGCGACUCAAACCAAUUCUGGAUUGUUGACGCCAUAUGAAAAUUCAGAAAGAUAUUAAUAAUCUCCUGAAGAAUUCGUCCUCCGGUCGUAAAGAGACCACGAGAGUGCAGUAUCAGUGUUAAUUAAGAAACUAAAUAUUACAAAAACAGGGACUCCAGUUUUCUUCUCUUUUUUCCAAGUCCGAGGCAAUAGAUCCAUGAUUACCCUUCAUGUAUGCCGUGGCUCGCAGUAAAAGAUGCCAUUUUAUUGGAUCAAUCACUGACUGACAAAAAACAGUACAGCCAAUAGCAUUGCUCGUUGGAUCAUAGGUACAAUGUCCUCUUAACCUGUUCCUGCGAGCAUAGAAUGAUGAUUCAUGAAUAUCACAAAAUAGUCGGGAAAACGAAGACAAGACAAGAAUUAAGACUUAAAAACAAAAACAGAGUAGGUUUGUAUAUUUUUACUUAGCCGUGGAUUCUUUAAAAGUUACAUUUUAGGUACCUUCGAAAAUUCCAAGAAUCGCCUGGGUAUCAAUCAGAAUUUUCCUAUUUUCUCUUACUUUGCAGUCUCAACGGCGGUGCAACUGGAAAUCUUAGAGGUAAGUUGAAUGACUCGUAAUAAAAUGUGUUGGUGUGACGUUUUGAAAAAACAGCUCCGUCGACUUUUUUAGAAAAUUUUUUAGAAAUAAACUCGUCAAAAGGCGAAUAUUUUAGACUGAUUAAUCCUCCCAAAACUAAGCCUCUCGCAAUCUGAUAAUAAGUUAGCCUCUCGUUGUAUUUAAAAGCGCUACUCUCAAGAGUGAAUUCAGUUAAAAAAUUUUUCACUUGAACAGUGCUUGCACACUUUGGAGAGAAUUUUUUUCGGAUUUUCAUAUCAAUAAGUGUUUUCAAGCCAACAAACGUGCAUGUUAAUCAGUCAAGAUAUGAUGUUCAGUCUAUCAAAAAAGCGUUGCAGUAGUUCGUUUUAGUUGUGCCAAAAAUCUAAAGGGCGUUCUUCAGAAUUGACUGAGCUACUUCAAUUCAAGGAGUCAAAAUUGUCAGAGGUAAGAUUAAAAAUAAAAAGAGAAAGAAAUGAGGAUAUCGUUCAGGAAGUUCACAGCCUGGGCCAGUAAGGCAAGAACCUGUUUAGCCUAAAAUUUGAAACAGCUAGGUUCUUAUUUAAAAAUAGUGUUUUAAAAACAUCUUGAACAUUUGGAAAAUAAAAAGGUCAACAUUCAGGAGUCUCGUUUGGAGACAUCCAACUGCUAUGCAGUGGUUUUAUGUAAGAAAUGAGUUGAAUACAAUUAAAUACUCCUGGCUACAAUGUAUUUUUUCUUUCAGAACAUCAGAAGAACCUAUUUAAGAACGUAAAUAGCCUAAAUUUGUGCUAGUUAUCAUUUAUGUAAAAACUUGUUUAGGCUAACUUGGGAAAUGCGGUUUCUUAGUCGUUGGUUUUUGCUGAAUAGCCUCUAAAGCGUCUUUGGAAAAGUUACACUGAUAAAUAUUUUGAGUAUGGCAAAUGUGUCGCAUGCAAAAUUUUCCUAGAAUUACAUGUGCAGAAAACAUGAAUGAUUGUCUUCAUUCGUCAAAUUAACACUUCAGUGCCCUUCAAACUUGGUUUAACUUGUAUCUUAAAGGAAGUUUUAAACAGUGCUUAUCAUUGGCCGGUUUUCAAAAUAAUUGCUUAACGUCAUGAAGCCUUCCAACUCGUUUUAACUUGCAACUUAAAUAAAACAAAAGGAGUGCAUGACGUCUUUCAAUUGGUCAAUUAAGACCGACUGAUUUACAUGUAACCAAUAGGAAUACUUCUAGUAACUUACAUUUAACAAUCUUUCAAACUUGUCCAAAACACGUUUUUACGUAAACUUGGUCGAACUAGGGCAUAAAAACCUUCGUACUGUCAAAAAAAUUAUCAUUCGUCUUGGGAUCCCUACAGUCCGCGUUCAUACAAGCAAGGUAGGUCUUGAGUGAAUGUUUCCAACAAUCUUUUAUAUCAAACGAAAAUACUCAGUUUAAUUAAACGACUGCUUGAAGUUCUUUUCCGUCUGGUUUCAAUUUGAACUGUUUCUUUUCACGAAAUAUUAAAUGUAAGGCUUAUUGCUACUAGCCCUGUUUUGUUGUUUAAAUAUUACUUAGCAGUCGCUAACGUUCUAUCAUAAGCGCUAAAAUCUUAAGCGAGCGUUUCAACGAAAUGUCGAAGAGUUUUAAGCGUCCGUGGAAGUCCGACAUGUAAUUACAAAGACAUGGUAAUGUUCUCAAGUAAUGCUAAAAGUUGACCUGAAAUUGAUGAAUGAAACUGACUUUUUCUUUCUCUCCAAAAUAAAUCAUAGUAACUUCGCCACAGAUCAUCAAUUCGCGUUGCUUGUUAUCCGCAUUUUGAAAGAAAAAAUGUUAGCAAACAGAGAUUUUGUUACCUCUGCGUCAUGCGUCCCUGACGCAUAAAAAUCCACAAAGACGCAAAAUAAUUCAUGGCAUGCGUCCCGUAGGACGCAAAGAACGAUCGAUCGAUCUGAACAUGUGUAUUUGUAGAAAUAUCCAGUCCGUGUAAUUUCUGCGGAAUGCAGUUCAGUAUUAUAGCUGUUGUUUAACGAUGAAUAUUUCUUUUAGCGUUUGUUGUACCUUAAAAUAAAUAAGGAGUACAUUUUAAUUUCAGUAUACUCUAAUACAGAGUUUUGGAGUCUGUCUUCAGAUUAACUGUGUGGUUACAUAAAGGCCCAAGCAUUUUCAAUUUCGGAUUCGUUUCUUUAACUGCGACUCGUUGGUUCUGGACUCAUGACUUUUCAGAAGCUGAGUCCCAAGACUCGCCAUAACUAUUUGCAACAAAAUCACUGAGGAAAUCAUUGAAACCGAUGCCUUUUGAAAGAAUAUACGGCCAUAAUUUUGAGGGUUUUCCUGUUUUCACAGGUUUCCUCACCAUGCAAACCUUUAUGAAGAUACCGCUGGCUACUGUGUUAUGCGGGCUGCUCUUACUGCUGAUUACCUUGUGUUCUGCAAAUGACAACAACAGCAGCAAACCACGUGACAAGGUGAGUUUGUUUAAUCAAACAUUGUAAUAAAUAGCUGUAAUAUAUGAGAAGUGACAGUCAGUCAAUGGUACCUGAACUAUUAACCUGAAAGAACCCAGUGAGGUAGAAUGAAUAAGUGAUUUUUGUUAUGUAAGGGUGCUUGACUGACGUUGAUUGAUGGACUUAAUCGACUGAUCAUGAAUUAAAACGGAAUAAAUUUUUAAAUUUUUUGUUUAGAGUAUUCCUCAACCGACUUCACCUUAUGGUUCCUGUGGUCUUGGUGGGUGUUUCUGUGCACCAGGAAUUCCCGGCAUCCCAGGAAGCCCUGGACCCGCGGGACCAGCAGGUACCGCGGGAUCACCCGGCAAUCAUGGACUUGAAGGACCCAUGGGCCCACGGGGAAAGAAAGGCGAUGAAGGAGACCGUGGAAGACAGGGACCACCAGGCAGCAAAGGAGUUAAAGGACCUGCAGGCCCAGCAGGUCCACGUGGGGACAAAGGUGAAGCAGGUUCAGAUGGUUCUCCUGGAAACAAGGGUGAUACAGGUGCUCGUGGAAAGCAAGGUCCCCCUGGUCCCAAAGGACCUCAAGGAUCCUCAGGUUCAGCUGGGUCCCCUGGAAACAAGGGUGAUACAGGUGCUCGUGGAAGUCAAGGUCCCUCAGGUCCCAAGGGUGAUCCAGGAUCCUUUGGUCGUAAUUGGAAACAGUGCGUUUUUAAGAAUCUGAACAAUGGCAGAGACUCUGGAUUGAUCAAGGUAACAACUGCAUGAGUUUGUUGUUCUAGAUUAAAUAAAAAAAUCCGGCGUAAAUUAAAAAUUACUGAUACUUAAAGGUCUAGCUUUGAGAUUCGAGCGAAGUGUAAAUCUUACUGGUUAUUACACCAUUUGGAGAAAAAAAAUGGGUGUAUCUGAUAUUUAACUAUUUACUCAUGGGAUGAUACGGAAUGCAAGAAAAAAUUCGAAUGACAUUACUUAUUAAUUUUAUAGGAUACACCUAUAUCUUCUGGUCUGAAUUUGAGUACACCCGCCAUGGUAACUAUAACUUGUUCCCACGGUUUGCCCCUAUGACGUCGAUAGCAUCGCAGGCACGCUAUGCACAGUUGAGGGUAUAAAGAUAUUACAGUCAGUAGCAUAGCUAAAGCCAAGUGAAAAGUCAGAGGAGUUAAAACAAUUCCCUUCCUCUUUUCAUUGUGAAAAUACGAGUGUGUUGAUUUCUUUGUGCUACAGUGAGUGAAAUCCACGGUUUUCAGGUCCGUUUUUCUGGACGAUCAUGUCAUUGUUUAUCUCUAAUGUUUCAUUUUGGUUCACCUCGUUCUGAUCUCUGCUCCUCUGUUUAUUUUUAAGGAGUGCAUUUUUAAGAAAACAUCAGACACUACUGGGCUGCGCGUCUUUUGGAGUGGCACUCUUCGUCUCUACAACUGCCAUGGAUGCUGCAGAAGAUGGUAUUUCACUUUCAACGGUGCAGAGUGUUCAACACCGGCUCCCAUUGACGGAGUGGUAUACAUGAUAUAUGGAAAUAGCGCGAGAAAGGAUUUACACCGCGUACGUCACAUAGAAGGAGUCUGUGAGAAAAUCCACAAGGGUACUGUUCGCGUGGGAUUCUGGGUCGGCAAUUGUGCUGGUUACAAAUCUGCUGAUGCUUACACAGGCUGGAACUCAGUGUCCCGGAUGUACGUGGAAGAAGUACCUCCCCCACAGGCUUAAUAACACCAGAGCCAAAGUUUUUUUUUCCGCUUUCCAUGAAGAGAGUAAUAUUUUGAGGGUGAUUUCAAUAAAUGAAAGGGCUUUAAAAUAAACUGAACGGCGUGUAAUAUGAAUUUACUACCCUAACUCAUCUCGACCUUUCUUUCCCCUUUGUUUUUCUUAGUUCCCGAUUCUUUGGGUUAUCAUUUAAGGUUAUUUUCCUGUGUGUGAAGUCAGCAUCAAAUUCAGAGCGACUAGUGUAUCUUCAGCUGAUAAGGGCAUCCAUCUACCGAUUGUUUUAUGAGCCUGUUUGGUAAAUUUAAGGGUGCACUAACUACUAUUCAUCUGUUCGUAUGUCUUUGGAGAAUUCUGGUGGUCUCGAAAGUUUUAGGUGGCCUUUUCGUCUCAUCUGAAACUGUUAGCUACCCUGAUGGGUCCGGUCGCAAGUUUGAGGACGUGGAGUAGCUGCAUAUUUAAAAAUAGAAGAUUCUACGGAAGGUUUUGACUUUUGAACGAAAUUUUCAGGAGACCUUUGUGAACUAUAAUCGCGCGCAAUAUCUUGGUAAUAACAUGAUGUGAAAACACAACCUCCCAAAUAAAUAAAUCGUAUGAAACCGAGUAUCUUCGAGGAAAGUAACUUCUAUCCAGAAAAUUUUAGCCAUUCUCGGCAUUAUUUUCUCUUUCGAAACGUUAUUUUAAGGGAAAAAAAGAUUCGUUGGGUGCCCCGGAAAAGAAUUUCAUUUUGAAAGUGGCCGUGGGACUGUCGUUGGAAAAUGCUGCUGAUAAUUUUACACGUAAAGAGCUAAAACUGAGCUCGUAUGAAGAAUAAGACUACGAUGUUAUAACGGUGAAAUUUAGAACAGAGAAAGGUCUUCAUGCAGUUUCACAUGAAAAUUUAGUCACAGCCACUUCGUCGUGGAUGCCAAACCUUCACUCAGGAAAUCAAAUUGUUGCUUGACCUUAUUCGCUUAAUGAGGCAAAAUAUUUGACUGUCAAGGAUUUUUUUGCCUUAUGUGGUAACGUUUGAGUCUUAAGGUAAAUUUAUUUCUUUGUUGAGGAAAAAGAAAUUUGUUUGACCAGAGAUCAAAACGGUUUACUUAUUCGGAAGAAAUAUUGGAUCGGUAACUUUUGCGCAUUCCCGAACUUUAAAAGCUACAAUUUAGCAUCUGAAAAACUGGAGCUGCAUGCAGCAUAGUCCCCCACUUAAAAAGGGAUGUUUGGGUCUUUUUGGCUAAGCAGAAGAGUAUCCUUUUGGCUAGACAGAAAAUGGCUUGGCUAGCAUCAAAAGACAUGUUUCAGCAAAAUUCCCAAUUGCAAAUGGGUUAAUAAUAAUAGUAAAAAUAAUGCUGAUGACGAUGAUGAUGAUAAUAAUGAUAAUAACAAUCGAAAAAGGAGAAGCUUAUCAUUUAGUUCCAAAGUCCAUUUUAUUGCUGAAUAUACGGGUAAUUUGGAAGGUGAACACUGCUUUGGAUUUAGUUUAAUCUUUUGAACUCAAUAAUGAUGGUCAAUAGUGCUCAAAAUCAAUCAAAGUCUAUGAGAAUUAACAAAAUGAUCACAAAGAGAAAAAUAUUUGAUCUUUUACCAAAUUCUCUCAACUAAUUCUUCAAGGAAAUGUAUGGAUAUCAGUUUGAGGAAUUUGUAUGUGGAUAUUGGGACUUAAAGGAUUAAGAAAUACAUUUGUAUCAAGGUCUUUAGUUAACCUGGGAAUGCACUUUUCCAGAAAGUUUCCACGACCACCCAUUAGGCUACAAGGAUUAUACCUGAAAAGUUAUACAUCAGGCCUCAGUUGUUCAAAAGUUGGAUAGCGCUAUCCACCAGAUAAAUCACUAUCCCAUGAAUAAGCAUUAGGGAGACCAAUUACGCUAUCCAGUGGAUAGUGAAUUAUCCAGUGGAUAGCGGUAUCCACCUUUUGAACAACUGGGGCCUAUACUUUUAGUUGUGUUACAAAGACUAUUGAGGAAGAGAAUGAACCAUAAGAACAAGUUUAAAAAUAAAGCCAGGGUGAUUAAAUAUGUUCUCCAAGUGUUAAAACGUAGUAAAGAAUUCCUCCCACUCUCAUUACCUCAUGAGGUAAGAUUAUGAGGAACAUACAAAAGGUUACAAUUGGUUACAGAAGUUGUUCAAUGCUAUUCUACAUCUGCUGCUAAGGAAUGGAUAGAUAUAUAAAUUUUGAUAAAUACACAAAUUAUGCUAAUAUGCAUGUUGCUCCAUACUUGUUGCAUUGCCACAGCUUCAAAUGAUGAAGUUAUUUCUUCUUUUUGCCACCGUGACCUCCCUUAUUCUUGGGUGGCUUGUUUUUACCUCCCACCGCUGCAGGCUUCACUACUUUUAGUGGUUUGGACUGCUUGCCAACUGCUACCUGAGUAAACUCUUGCUCUGUCUUGGCUUUAAUAGGUACUUCCAGUCCCUUAUUAAUAUUUUUAAAAACUCAUUAAUUAUUCAUAAAGAAAAAGCAAAAGAAAUUAAUGUUUAUUGAGUGUCUUUAUAUCUGAUAAAGACACGGUUAAACUUUAAGUCCAAUUUUUUAGACCAAAAUAACCCCAAAUCUAAAUAUUAGUGCAAGAAUGAGUUGAUCUGUAUCAGAGAUUUCGAAGCCGUUCAUAAAACUCGCAGGUUGAAAAAUUCUUGGCUUCGCCUCGAGUUUUUAAACACUCCUGCUCGUUUUUUAUGUUCCUGGCGUUCUAGCAUUUCAACUGUAAAAGCAGUCAGCAGCGUCUACCUAUUGUUUUAAUUCCACUGAUCCAAGAUGAUACUGUGAGGUAAAGAGCAAGCUUUACACAGUAACUGUACUAAUCUCCAAAGAAGAAAGCUGUUUUGUUUUAAUUAAAAAACUAGAGCUGAAUAUCUCAGUAGAUAGCUGUAGACGCAGAAAGGUAAAUUCCCGAGGAAGGAAUUCUCGUAUUAAAAACACCGUGCCUGGGUGUGGCUCCAGCUUGAUUUGACCACUGACUCGUCCCAGUCGUCUCUUGUUAUUUUGUGCGUAAGCGGUCAAGGAAUGGUCGCGGGAGACUAUUACAGCACUGGUGAAAAGGGGACGAUGGGAAGGUGGAAGGGGAAAGGAAGUCUCUUUCCUCCUUCCCAUCAUCCCACGCACUUUCCUUCACCGCGCUUUUCUCGCGUUAAUAUUAAUAGGAGACUUAGAGACGACUGGAGACAUUUCCUAGUGUUCCCAGAGCUCUCUCUGACGAGGUAUUGGACUCAAAAAGCUGCGUUUUCAUUGGAAAAAUUGAAAGUUUGCAAACGCCUUUGUUUCCUCCUUACUAAGCUGGCUCGACCGUAGUACGACGCUAGGGUGACUGCAGCGCGACAGUUUCAGACGUCGCAUAAAGUAUAGCCGUUGUCGAAUCGAAAACAAAACAUAGAAAUAACAAUAGUAAUAAAAAUAAUAAUAAACAGUUUGAACACUAAACUUUUAAAUUUACAUUCUAUAUAUUUUAAUACAUUUUUAGUAUAUAAAUUGAGUUUGACAAGGCAGAAAAACGACUCUUAAGCUGAAAUCAAGUAGCGUAUCAGAACAAUCAGCGAAAUGUAUUUACAUUCGGCGGAGCUAAACGUAGUGGCAGUGACAGAGAAUGUAAAUACUUUCCUAUUGGUAUGAACGCACGUGAGCCGCUAUGGCGUUAAUUGACUCUAUUGUUGUAAGGUAUAUAAGGUUUUGACAGUUGUAAUGUAUUCAUCUCAGCUCUCGAACUAUCAAAUUUUAUUUUUAUACCUUACUUUAUUCAUCUAUCGAUUGAUUUUUUACCUUUAACCCCCAGAGGUUGUGCGACCGCAUCGGUUGGGGAAUACGUUCCCAAUUUUUUCCCAUUGGGUUUUUUGGGUUUUCGUAUCAGGCGGCGCACGUGAAUAGUUUAGCCUGAGUGACUUUAUUUAGGAAUAUUUGUUUACCAUUCUUUAGUUAUGAUGUUGAACUUUGUAUGUCAUUUGGACGGCAUUAAACACUCAGGCUCCAUAGUUCGAGCUGCACACCCAUUCCCGUCUCUUAGUCGUGAAUAUAAAUAGGAACCGUUUUGCCCGUGAGUAAAGUAGGCAGUGAACGCGACUGAGUCCGGUAAGGCAGAAGCUGACUAUAUUUGAAACGCGCUCCAAGCCGAGGAAUGCCUAAGUGUACGAUCGCGAGGCAAAACAAAUUGAACCAAAAUUAAGGCAAAUCAGUUUUUUUACCUGAUUAACUGCUAUGCCUAAAGAUCUAAGGUUCACUUCGUUACAGAAUUUCAGACUCCUAGCUACUCCUGCUUGUAUCAGACGACAUUUAAUUACAUUUAACAGUUACAUGGUUCUGGAGGAACUGCAUGGAUAUUAGUUUCGGUUUAUGUUCAAUUGAGGAGGGUCCUAUAUUAUGCCACAAAACUAUUUUAUUCUGGAAAAUUGAAUUUUUCAAAUUGAAACUACAGUAUAUUUUGGGGCACUGAGCCAGACCCUGGUCGGCUAACAGAAGUCCACGCACGCUUUUUUUUACUAUCAAAGAUACAAGCAGACACCAUGUGGCAUGAAAAAUAUUUCCACUAAAGCACUUUCAGUCAGUUUAUUUCAUUUUUUCUAGUAGUCAACGUUUUGCCUAAGGGUAUGUUACAAGAAUGCAAAUUUUACGCCCGUACUUCAUUUUAAACAAAUAACACGCUCAAUUUUCAAACAAACAGACCAUGACAAUGACUUCCGCAUGCAAUUUGUUGAGUAAAUUUUUAAGUAAAAUUCGAAAAUUUUGUAAAAACGCUGUACUAACUCGCGCAUCAUUCAUUUUAUUCCUAGUAUCUUUGGCUAUCUUAGAAGAUAAAAUUUACAAAACUAAAGGGCAUGACUGUGAACACCAUAUUUCGUUUUGAAUGUUUUUAGAAAGCUUAAAUCGAGAACUCGCCACGUUUAAAUUGGAAAUUAAUACUACAAACCGCAUUGAAGCAUGCCACUCGCGACAUGCAGAAACGACGACAAUUUUAGACUGGGCCCUAUUUGAAAUGAUAUCGUUCUUAGGCAGAAGGCCUCCUGUCUUAGGUUAUUUGAAAUGUGUUUCGCGUUAAGAGAAAAAAAAGUUGCGGUAACUGAAGAGAAAUGCGUAGAAGAGCACAUUUCACUGGCGUCAUUAAAAGAAGACACAUAUUGAGUAAAACAAGUAUACUAUGUACAAUCCAGGUCAGGUCUACUCGUAAAACUCAGACUUCUCUUGGAGUGGCCGUCUACACCAUAUGAUAAAGCUACUAUAAAACAGAAAUCGAACACAGUCAAAUUCCCACAUCACCCUCCAUGCACCUUACCCCACCUUUGCUUCUCGCCGCCACCUCUCCGCUCCCUACCCCAGUCGAAAUCACAUUUUUGUAAAACGUGGUCUGACGAGAAAAUUAUUAUGCAUGCGAAGGAAACAAAGUAAAAUUGCUUUGCAAAACAAGCAAUUUCUUCGAAAUAUCGGGACGUUUGAAAAACGGGGGUAAAACUACUGUGUUUGACUGGUAAAGGGAAUUUAGGUUUGGUUCAAAAUAUCGGGAAUUUAAAAAAAAAGCCGAGAGUUCGAGAAAUCGUGAUUCUACUAUUCUUCACUGAUUGCUCUGAACAGUAAUAUGCGAGAUGGCUUGAAAAAUCCACGUCUCGCUCAACCAGAAGUUGCAUAUAGCUUAAUUCAUUGCCGUCCCUUUGCUCACGAUUGACCCGUGAAUUUUCCGCCAGAAGACGAAACCUUGAUAAAUGGAUCACUGGAAGGUAUGUAUUCAAUAGUUUUUGCAUGUUGAAACGGCGACGGAGCCUAUAAAUGUCUGCCCUGUUCCAGUCUUACUACAGAUUUCUCAAUGCAAUCGUGUAGAAACCGCAUUCGCAUCAGAUUCUGAUUCCUUUCAAUGUCAUUUCGAUUUUACAUUUUUAAUUUUAAACUUCGGAAUACAAAAAUGUACAAUUUCAUAGCGUUCUCUAUUUCAAACGUAUAAAUCAAGACUAAAGUCGACUAUCUGUCCAGUCAAAGAUAAAACAAGAAGAAAAUAAAAGUGUCGUUAAAAAGAACAAUUAAAUAUAGCCCACUUUUCAAAAGUCGACGUAUACCGGCAGAGAAAUUCUGAUCGGGACUAGAAAUUAAAAUGAUCGAUACAAAAUGAGCCACGCGUCAUAAAAUCCAUGCAUGUUCGUAGUCUUUUUUCCUCAGUUUUACUCAAACCAUCAUCCCAAUACAUACCAUUAUGAAAGGGUUAGUUCACCUGCCAUUAUUCUCGCCUCACGUCGCCAAGUAAGACGAAAAAUGAACGGGUCAGAAUCUGAAGAAAUAUUAAGAGAAAAAUCGUCCAAUAAAAGGACAGCAAAUAUAUAUCAUCGAGCACGAAAAAUCUUCAAUAGAUGGGUUGUUAAAGAGAGAUUUCGGGUUACGUGUGACUUAUGAAGCAGAUCUUGAGUGAGAGCGAACGCGUAAUAAGAUUUAGAAUUCUUAGAAGUUCCACGACUUUCGCAUCUUUCAUUUCGUUUACAUUUAGUUAUGAAAAGUGUUUUCACUCAAUAUUUUGAGACUCAAACCAAUUCUGGAUUGGUAACGGUACAUGAAAAUUGAGAAAGGUGUUUCGUUUAAUAAUCUCCUAUAGAUUUCUUCCUCCGGUCGUAAAGAGACAACGAGAGUGCAGUAUCAAUGUUAAAUAGCAAACUAAAUAAAUAAUUACAAAAACAGGGAAUUUCUUCCUUUUUUCCAAGUGCAAGGUAACAGAUCCAUGAUUACUCAACAUGUAUGCUGUGGCUCGCAGUAAAAGAUGCCAUUUCAUUGGAUAAAUCACUGACUGACAAAACAAACACUACAGCCAAUGGCAUUGCUCGUUGGAACAUAAGUACAAUGUUCUCUAAACUUGUUUCUACGAGCAUAGAAUGAUUCAUGACUGUCACAAAAUAGUCGGAAAAACGAAGACAAGAAAAGAAUUUUAAGGCUUAAAAACGAACAGAGUAGGUUUGUAUAUUUUUACUUAACCAUGGAUUCUUCAAAAGUUACGUUACGUAUUAAUCACAAUUUUCCUAUUUCUCUGCAGUCCAUUGAUUUGUCUACUGACACACUGUGGGUGGCACAACUGGAAAUCUUAGAGGUAAGUUGAAUGCCUCAUGUCAUAAUAAACCGUGUUAGUGUGAAGUUUUGAAGAACAUCUCCGUCGACUUUUUUAGAAAAUGUUUUAGAAAAAUAAUCUCGUCAAAAGGCGAAUAUUUUAAGAAUCGUUUUCUUCUAAAACUUAUUAAUCCUCCCAAAAUUAAGCCUCUCGCGAUCUGAUUAUAAUUUAGCCUCUCAUUGUAUUAGGGUCACUCUCGAGAGUGAAAUCAGUUAAAAUUCUUUCACUUAAACAGUGCUUGCACACUUUACAGAGAAUUUUUUUCGGAUUUUCCAGAACUGACUGAGCUACUUGAAGGAAUCAAAAGUGUCAGAGAUAAGAUGAAGAAAAAAGAAACGAGGAUAUCUUUCGAGAAUUUCACUGUCUGUGUCAGUUAGGCCCCUCUACACAAGAACCUGUUUAGCCUAAAAUUUCAAACAGGUUCUUAUUUUAAAAUGUUUUAAAAAAAUUUUGUACAUAUGGGCAAAUAAAAAAAGGCAACAUUCAUAUCCCCGUUUGGCCGAGACAUAGGUGCUUCAUCAAUCCAACUGGAAUGUAUUGGUAUGCAGUGAUUUUAUGUAAGGAAGAAGCCGAAUACAACAAAAUAGUCUUCGCUACAAUGCAUUUUUUCAUUCAGAAAAUCAAUCAAGAACCUAUUUAAGAACCGAAAAGGCCUAAACUUGGUGCUAAUUGCCAUUUAUGUUAGGCUAAUUUGGGAAAAUGCAGGUUCUUAGUCGCGGGUUUUUAUUAAAUAGCCUCCAAAGCGUCUUCAGGUUGCAUCGCUAAAUAUUUUGCAGGACAAAUUUGCCGCAUACAAAAUUUUCCAAAAAUUACGUGUGCAGAUAUUAAUAAGAACGAUUGUCUUCAGAGCUCGUUAAAUUAAUACAUCAGUGCCCUCAGUUCAAACUUGGUUCAACUUGUAUCUCAAAGGAAGUUUAAAACAGUUCUUAUCAUUGGCCGGUUUACAAAAUAAUUGCUAUAACGUCAUGGAGCCUUCCAACUCGUUUUCACUUGCAACUUAAAAACAAAAGUAAUACAUGACUCCUUUCAGUUGUGGGUCAAUUAAGACUGGCUGAUUUACAUGUAACCUAUAGGAAUACUUCUAGUAACUUACAUUUAACAAUCUUUCAAACUUGUCUAAAACACGUUUUUAUGUAAAAUUGGUCAAAAUAGGACAUAAAAUCCUUGGUAUAAUGUCAAAAAAAUUAUCAUUCGUCUUCGGAUCACUGCAGUCGUUCAUACAAGCAAGGUAGGACUUGAGUCAAUGUUUCCAACAAUCUUUCGUAUCAAACUAAAAUAUUCAGUUUAAUUAAACGAUUGCUUGGAGGUCUUUUCAGUCUGGUUUCAAUUUGAACCGUUUCUUUUCACGAAAUAUUAAAUGUAAGGCUUACUGCUACUAGCCUUGUUUUGUUGCGUGUUUUUUUUGUUUGAAUAUUGCUUAGCAGUCGCUAACGUUCUAUUAUAAGUGCUAAAAUCUUAAGCGAGCGUUUCAACGAAAUGUCGAAGAGUUUUAAGCGUCAGUGUAAGAUCGACAUAUAAUUGCAAGGACAUGGUAAUGUUCUCAAGUAAUGCUACACACUUAAAAUUAAAGUGUAAUAUUACUCCAAAAAAAAGUGUAAAAUCUUUGCCAGCCCCGGCAGCCUUUUUUUUCUGUGUAUUAUUACACAUUUUAUAAUAGUGUAAUUUAACACACAACUAGAGGUUAUAUUUACACACCAGUCAGUGUAAUGUGAGUGGUUUACACUUUGGUCAAGUGUAAAAUUGCAGUUCUUAUAAGUGUAAUAAAAUACUAAUAGAAGAGUAAUAUUACACUGAAUGAUAGUGUAGUAGCUUUGCCAGCCCCGGCAGCCUUUUUUUUCUGUGUAUUAUUACACAUUUUAUAAUAGCGUAAUUUAACACACAACUAGAGGUUAUAUUUACACACCAAUCAGUGUAAUGUGAGUGGUUUACACUUUGGUCAAGUGUAAAAUUGCAGUUCUUAUAAGUGUAAUAAAAUACUAAUAGAAGAGUAAUAUUACACCGAAUGAUAGUGUAGUAGCUUUGCCAGCCCCGGCAGCCUUUUUUUUGUGCGUAUUAUUACACAUUGUCCAAUAGUGUAAUUUGACACGCAACCAGAAGGUUCAUUUACACACCAAACAGUGUAACUGUGAAUGGUUUACACCUUGGUCAAGUGUAAAAUUGCACUUCCCAUAGGGGUAAUAAAACAUUAACAGAAAAGUAAUAUUACAUCAAUUUAUAGUAUUAGGCAAAAAAUUACGCAUUUGAAAAAUAUAGCAAAUCACAUUUUUAAUCACUGAAUAAGCAGCUAGACUUCUAGCAAUAAGUAAAAAUGAAAGGUCAAGUGUGCAAGCCAUGGUGCGUACUGUCUAACUGCUUAGGCAGGAGUGAUGCAUACUGUCCUAUCACAAAUCAGUGCUUAGGUCUGACCCGGAUGAGGUUCAAGGUUUGAGCUGCAAGGUGGUACCGGCAAAGAUAGUUAGCAGGACAUCUUCCUCUCCAAUUAUUAGUAUUUUUCCAGUCAUGGUGUAAUGCCUUUCCCACAGUAAAAAUGGAUGGCCGUGCAUCUUUUUUGCUUCUUCUAGAUAUUGUCCUCUUGUGGCUGCAACCUGCGUGACAAACGAAAUUGAAAAAAAAAAAAACAAACAAGACUUGGUUUAGUCGAUAUUAAAGUGUUCUUAAUUUAUUUUAUCGGUCAUGAGGGUUGAAAAUUGGACCGAGUGUUUUAGAGUUCCUUCUAAUUGAAGUAACACAAUAAUGCUCUCUUGACAAACAUGGUUAAGGUAAACUACUUAAAUUAAAUUUCAUUUACAAAAUAAUCACAUAUUAGGUUUAAGAUAUAAAAAGGUUUUUUCUCUAGAGUCUUAACAAUCAAGUACAUUUUUCCUCCUCUACAAAACAAAACACAGCUUCAGAUAUUCAAUUCAGAUAUCAAAUCACAAAUUAAAAUAACUCAAAACAUUUGUUAUUCCAUCCAUGACCCCCAGUAACACUAUAGGGGGGCCAAACCACCUGACUGAGUCAUAAGUCAAAGGAGGGCAUGAAAAUUACCACCUUGCAUAACUGCCUGGCCGGUGGACCAGAGCCAUGAUGAAAACAAAACACACUAUUAGACUUUAUAACUUGGUAACGAAACAAAAGCUUCACUGGUAUACAAUUCAGAUAUCCGAUCACAAAAUUACUCAAAAAACAUGUUUUAUUCCAAUCCAUGACCCCCAGUAACAGGCGGGCAAAACCACCUGACUGAGUCGUUAGUCAAAGGCGGGCAUAACCACCUUACAUAACUGCCUGGCCGGAGGACCAGGGCCAUGAUGAAAACAAAACACACCAUUAGACUUUAUAACUUGGUAACGAAACAAAAGCUUCACUGGUAUACAAUUCAGAUAUCCGAUCACAAAAUUACUCAAAAAACAUGUUUUAUUCCAAUCCAUGACCCCCAGUAACAGGCGGGCAAAACCACCUGACUGAGUCAUUAGUCAAAGGCGGGCAUAACCACCUUACAUAACUGCCUGGCCGGAGGGCCAGGGCCAUGAUGAAAACAAAACACACUAUAAGAUUUUAUAACUUGGUAUCAAAACGAACGCUUUACUAUACAAUUCAGAUAUCCGAUCACAAAAUUACUCAAAAAACAUGUUUUAGUCCAGUCCAAGACCCCCAGUAACAGGCGGGCAAAACCACCUGACUGAGUCGUUAGUCAAAGGCGGGCAUAACCACCUUACAUAACUGCCUGGCCGGUGGACCAGGGCCAGGAUGAAAACAAAACACAGCUAUACGACUUUAUAACUUGGUAUUGAAACGAAAGCUUCAGAUUCAAUUCAGAUAUCUGAUCACAAAAUUACUCGAAAAACACGUUUUAUUCCAAUCCAUGAGUCCCCUGGAAACAAGCGGGCAAAACCACCUGACUGAGUCAUUAGUCAAAGGCUGGCAUGACCACCUCACAUAACCACCUGGCCGGUGGACCAGAGCCAUGAUGAAAACAAAACACAGGUAAAGUAAUGAAAAUGAUAUUAAGCCUUUUUAAGUCUCGUGCAAUUACACGUUUUUGUAUGCGAAAUCACAUAUAAAAAUUGGACAAGCUUAAUAUAUUUUUCUGGUUUGGAUUUAUCUCUAUUCUACAUAUCAUUGAUACUUCUGUUCAUAUUUGAAAAGUGUACACUUUUUUCUACGUAUUACCACAGGUAGACCAUCCGAACUGUUCGAGGGAUCGUGAUGUCACGCGCAACAUGUGAUCCCGUAUAUUUACUGUAUUUUGUAACGCCCGCACUCGGCUUGAUUCAAGUGAUCGGUAGAAAUGCUUCAUAAAACACAGAAUUUUGCACCUUUUGAUCCCAAAUGUUGAUAUAAUGUACCCAGUGGCUAUUCGUGCGUGACCCGUACACCAAAGUGUAUUUGCUAUUCAUACGGGAUCAAGUGUCUUCUUGAAAUUUAUAUGAAAUUUCUAAGUCUCUUGAAAUUUGUGUCAUUAAAUUUCCAUGAAAGUGUAAGUCUUUUCAACAAACGUUCAAUUUUUAAGGAAAAAAAAAUUCAGUGGCAAAUUCUAAAAGGAAAAACAAAUUCGAUGGGGUAAGAUAUGGAUUGAGAACCGAUCCCAGGACGUAGAAUUUAGUAUGUGGCCUAACCACUCUACCACGGGAUACUCUCUGCUAGAUGGAGUUUCAUUUUCAUUCAUAUAGCAACAACCGUAACCCUAAAUAGAAGCUGAAAAUUCUGUGUAACGCUUUACUCGUUAAAAAGUGUAAUAUUACAAAUUUUCCUUUGUAACAUUACACUUUAAUUUUAAGUGUGUAAAAGCCGGUCUGAAAUUGAUGAAUGAAACUGAUUUUUUUUCUCUCCAAAACAAAUAAUAACUUCGCCACAGAUCAUCAAUUCGCGUUGCUUGUUAUCCGCAUUUUGAAAAAAGAAAAAAUGUUUACUUAGCAAAUCAUUGAAAGCGAUCCCUUUCUAAAGAAUAUUUGGUCAUAAUUUUGAGCGUACUCCUGUUUUCACAGGUUUCCUCAUCAUGCAAACCUUUAUGAAGAUACCGCUGGCUACUGUGUUAUGCGGGCUGCUCUUACUGCUGAUUACCUUGUGUUCUGCAAAUGACAACAACAGCAGCAAACCACGGGACAAUGUGAGUUUGUUUAAUCAAAUAUUGUAAAAAUAGCUGUAAUAUAUGAGAAGUGAAGGUCAGUUGAUGAUACCUGAACUAUUAACCUGAAAGAAGAAACUUAGUGAGGUAGAAUGAAUGAACGGUGAUUUUGUAUGUAAGGAUGCUUGACUGAGGUUGAUUGAUUGACUUAAUCGAGUGAUCAUAAAUUAAAACGGAAUGAGUCUUUAAAUUGUUCAUUUAGAGUAUUCCUCAACAGACUUCACCUUAUGGUUCCUGUGGUCAUGGUGGGUGUUUCUGUGCACCAGGAUUUCCCGGCAUCCCAGGAAGCCCUGGACCCGCGGGACCAGCAGGUACCGCGGGAUCACCCGGCAAUCAUGGACCUCAAGGACCCAUGGGCCCACGAGGAAAGAAAGGCGAUGAAGGAGCCCGUGGAAGACAGGGAACACCAGGCGUCAAAGGAGUUAAAGGACCUGCAGGCCCAGCAGGUCCACGUGGGGACAAAGGUGAAGCAGGUUCAGCUGGUUCCCCUGGAAACAAGGGUGAUGCAGGUGCUCGCGGAAGUCAAGGUCACCCUGGUCCCAAGGGACCUCAAGGACCUUCAGGUUCAGCUGGUUCCCGUGGAAACAAGGGUGAUACAGGUGCUCGUGGAAAGCAAGGUCCCCCUGGUCCCAAGGGACGUCAAGGAGCCUCGGGUUCAGCUGGUUCCCCUGGAAACAAGGGUGAUACAGGUGCUCAUGGAAGUAAAGGUCCUCCAGGUCCAAAGGGUGCUUCAGGAUCGUUUGCUCGUAAUUGGAAACAAUGCGUUUUUAAGAAUCUGAACGAUGGAAGGGACUCCGGAUUGAUAAAGGUAACAACUGAGUUGGUCGUUGUAGAUUAUAUAAAUUAAUCCUAAGUAAAUUAAUAAGUCUGGUUAUGACCGAUUCAAAAAUCAUUAAUAAUUCAUAGAAACUAACGUUUAAUGAGUGUCUUUAUAUCUGAUAAAGAUAAGGCUAAACUUUGUCUAAUUUUUUAGACCAAAAUGACCCCAAAUCUAAAUAUUAGUGCAACAGUGAAGAAUCUAUAUCAGAGAUUUUGAAGCCGUUCAAAAAACUCCCAGUCGUGUAUUUUCAGGUAUAAAACUCGAGGCGAGUCAUUUGAGAAAAGAAAAAUGCUUGUUUCGGAACUAGUGCGAGCUAUCCAUGGAAUGAUACAAAAUGCAGGGAAAAGGUCCAAUUUAUCAGUUUAAGAUAAACGUAUAUUUUUUGUCUGAAUUUGAGUGAAAUUCGCAGUGGCGUAGAGCCCUUAACGCAAAUACGCACGUGCGUACUUGAGAAAUUGGUAGGACUUUUUUUUAUAGAUUUUCUGUUGUAAUUAAAAGUCAUUUGUAGCGUCGUGGCUUGACUUUGUAUUGUGCAGAUUUGUUUCUGUCUGUCUCGUUGUUAUUCCGAAUCGUCUUUACACGGUAAAUACAACAGUUUAAGCAGUGGAAUGAGAUAAAUUCGAAACAUUCUUGAAAUGAUUGCCUCAGGGCGAUCCCACAAUACAUUUCGUAUUGAUGAAAAACGGAAAAGAAUUUCGGUUCAACUCGCUGAUCUUUCUUCUUUUGGCCAUUUUAAAGGAAUGCAUUUUCAAGAAAACAUCCGAUACCACAGGGUUGCGAGUCUUCUGGAAUGGAAAUCUUCGUCUCUAUGGCUGCCAUGGAUGCUGCAGGAGAUGGUAUUUCACUCUCAACGGUGCAGAGUGUUCAACACCAGGUGCCAUUGACGGUGUAGUCUACAUGGUAUAUGGAAAUGGCGGCAAAAAGAACUUACACCGUCCACGUCACAUUGAAGGAGUCUGUGAGAAAAUCCACAAGGGUACUGUUCGCGUGGGAUUCUGGGUCGGUAAUUGUGCUGGUUUCGGAUCUGCUGAUGCUGAAACAGGCUGGAACUCAGUGUCCCGGAUAUACGUGGAAGAAGUACCUCCCCCACAGGCUUAAUAACAGCAAAGCCACAGGUUUUGUUUCACUUUGAAAGAUAAUCAUGAACAGAGUAAUAUUUCGGGGAUAAUCAGUAAGCAAACUAAAGUAAAUUUUCAUUAUUAGAGCCAUGGGUUUAGGUUAAGUUUCCGCAUUAAAUAUCUUUUGAAAGUGCAACAUGUAAUGUAAGCUUCUCAAGGCUGAGACGUCCCUAAAAACGUUCCAUUUUGAUUACUUCUGCAUUAUAAAAUAUUACAAGGUGACAACAAUGUUUGAGCGACUUUUUUUAUCUCAACAAAUAAAAGGGCUUUGAAAUAAAAU